ACUCGCAGCAGCUCGCAGACGCACUUUCGUGUCAAGAGUUAGGCAGAUUUUGCGAGCUGGAGAUUAAAUGAAAUAAAUCCUGAAGUUUUUUUUUUAAAUUUUACUUAUUUCUAUCUAGAAAUCUGUUGUUUUUUUUUAAAUAUCUAUGGAUAGAAUCCACAGUUGUGGGUUAAAGCCUACGUUGGGCCUCAGUUGGCCUUCCUGUUGCUGGGACCAGACGUGAGGUGUCAGUGAAGGAUUCAGCUGUAGUCACCGGCGUUUGCUGGACUAUCAGAACUGGAAAGAUGCUAUUGGGCACAAGAAUAAAAGAGAAACCUGCACACUUCCAGUCAUCAGAAAAAAAAUUUAUCUUUAAAUUUAGGACAGGACAACAGUCGUAUGUGCUAACUGCACCCCUACAGAUCCCAAUGCAAGGAAGUAUCAAUGAUUUACAUGGUCGUCUUAUGCUCUUACAUAAUCUUCCUUAUUUUGUUGAGAAUGAUUUAAAAAUUUCCCUUUAUCAAUUUAUUAAUGAAGAAACUAAAAGGAAUUAUGACAAAGAAGCAGAAGCUGCUUUAGAAAAACUAAAAAGCAACGAAUUGAGUACCGAACAGCUUGUUAAUGCUUGGGCAAAAGCUUACCAGGAGACCACAUUAGAAUACGCUAGGCCUGAAGAGCCAAGUUGGGAUGAAGAUUUUGCAGACGUGUACCAUGAUUUGAUUCAUUCUCCAGCCUCUGAGACUCUACUAAACCUCGAACAUAAUUACUUUGUUAGAGUUUCAGAGCUCAUAAGUGAAAGAGACAUGGAAUUAAAGAAACUUCAGGAAAGGCAGUCUGUAGAAAUGGACAAAGUGAUGCAAGAGCUGGGAAAAACACUUACAGAUCAAGAUGUAAACUCAGUCGCUGCUCAGCAUUUUGAUUCCCAACAGGUACUGGAGAAUAAAUGGGCCAGUGAAUUGAAACAACUAAUGACUAUUCAGAAACAGGAGUACCAAGAGUGGGUAAUAAAACUACAUCAAGACAUGAAAAAUCCUAACAACAGUACAGUCAGUGAGGAAAUCAAGGUAAAGCAAAGUCAAUCCACAGUAACAAAUGAACGAAUGUUUGAAGAACGAUCACUAUUGGAAGAAAGUUUUACCAUACAUUUAGGAGCCCAAUUGAAAACCAUGCACAACUUACGGCUAGUGAGAGCUGACGUCCUUGAUUUUUGCAAGCACAAGCGCAAUCAACAAAGUGGUGUUAAACUUCAGAGAUUACAGACAGCACUGUCACUAUAUUCCACUUCCCUCUGUGGGCUUGUCUUGCUUGUCGAUAACCGCAUCAAUUCCUACAGCGGCAUCAAACGAGAUUUUGCAACGGUUUGCCAGGAGUGCACAGAUUUCCAUUUCCCUAGAGUGGAACAGCAGCUUCAGAUUGUCCAGCAAGUUGUACUUUAUGCAAGUGCUCAACGUAACAAGAAGAUAAAGGAAAGAGCUGAACUGCCAAAUGGAAAUGGGGGGAAUGAAGAUAAGUCAAAGACUGGAGAAAGAAAUCCGUCAAAUAUUUUACCAGGAGAAUUUUACACCACAAGGCAUUCUAAUCUUUCUGAAGUUCAUGUUGUUUUUCACCUGUGCGUGGAUGAUAAUGUGAGGUCUAGCAAUAUUACAGCCCGUGAUCCCGCAAUUAUGGGCCUACGGAACAUUCUGAAAGUCUGUUGCACUCAUGACAUUACAACAAUAACAAUCCCUCUGUUACUGGUGCAUGAUAUGUCUGAGGAGAUGACAAUACCUUGGUGUCUGAAAAGGGCAGAACUUGUGUUUAAGUGUGUAAAAGGCUUUAUGAUGGAAAUGGCAUCCUGGGAUGGAGGAACUUCUCGCACUGUCCAGUUCCUUGUACCACAGGUGAAUGAGGACAGAGGAGAGGAACAGAGGAAACAACACUGGAACGAGUAUUUCAGAGGAAAUGUUCUACCAGUUGAGCAACAUGCUACCUCAGAUUUUUAGAGUGUCAUCCACCCUGACCCUGACCUCCAAGCGAUGAACAAACAAACAAUCCACUGAACAGCAAGUGAGUUAUGCUGACAGGUCACUUUUUGUGUGGGCUUCGGACAAGAUAUUAAAAAUAAUCAACACUGCAUGAUGUUUCCCACGGCAGUUAGGAAAGACUUUUCUCACUUCAGCAGAAUCUCAGACAUUUAAAAUUGUUGCACUUAAUUUAAAAUAUGCAUCAAAACUUAUUGUACUGUCAAAAUGAAAAUGAUAUGUCUUAAAGACGAUACUUGUCAAGUUACCAAGUAAUGUUGUUACAAGCAGAUUUAAUGAGUUGUACUAAAUUCCUCUUUCCAUAAUUUCAGCCACCAAAAUUAUGGAAAUAUUAUGGUUUAAUUCCUCCGCCAAAAUAAAAAGAUUUGACAUGAAUGCAUUAAGCCUUUGUACAGUCACAUCCUCACUAUAUUUCCAGACUAUAGGACAUAUAAUCCUGAAGAUGUAAAAAAUUAUUCAGUUUCUACUUCCCUUAUUUGUACAUGUGUGAGGUAAUGUUGUCGGCCUAAGAAUAAUUAGAUUUGAGAAACUGAUUACUGAUUACUGUCUAUAUAUUGCUUAGAUAACAUUAGUUGCUGAAAAGUUUCAUAUUUAUGUACAGGUAGGUAUUUAAUUAUGAAGCUAGAAUUACUUUUCCAUGCCUUUUAACAUUAUGCAACUAGUUGGUCCAUCUAAAUCCAUUACAAAUUGAUCAUAAAUGAGGCAGUCAACUAAUACAUUUUUUAGUCCUGAGACUUAAAACAUGGAUGAUUAAGUGUGCCAUCAGAACCGCAAGCAUAUUGCAAUAAUGUACAAGUAUAAUAGUAAUAUGUAUAAAGUGAUGCAGAUAUCAUAAGGUGGUUUAAUUCUAUUCAGUUACAAGUUUCAGCUAUGAAUUAAUUCCCAAUGGUGACUUGGAGAGUUUAAGUCCUAGUAAGUAAUUUAUAGGAUUUUGAACAUGUAUUUAAAAUGAAGUCACUUUGGACACUAAGUGGCAUUAAAGGACCAAAUCACUUCAAAAACUGUAAAUGGAAAGUUAUGUUUGAAGUUGGUGUAACAGUGAGCCAUUGAUAAUUAACUUAUGACAUUAUUAUUAUUAUUUAUCUGCAGAUUCACAGGUCAUAAAAUCCAUUAUUCAUUAUUUUUCACAUAUUUGUCCAAAAGAAAUUAAGUUCAGUUGCACUUAGUGUACAGAAAAAUGAAUGAAAACAUUUUAAAAUAUGUUAGGAUCCUGUGGGAAUGGUUACUCAUAAUCUCAUGAAUAUAAAAUGAUUUGUCUCAAGAUUAUACAGUUUUGUAUUUGAAGAAGUAAAGAGCAUUUAAAAAUUAAACCGUGAUGCUGACUAAUUUAACAUUUAUGUAUGUUGUGUGCUGUUCUGGUGUCUCCUUUCCUGGAAGAGUGUGGAGUCUUUGGAGAGGGUGCAGAAGAGGUUCAUUAGGAUGCUGCCUGGAUUAGAGAGUAUUACCUAUCAGGAGAGGUUGGACAAACUUGAGUGUCAGAGGCUGAGGGGAGACCUGAUAGAGGUUUAUAAAAUUCUGAGAGGUGUAGAUAGGGUAGAUAGUCGUAGUCUUUUUCCCAGGGUAGAAAUGUCAAAUGCUAGAGGACAUGGCUUUAAGGUGAGAGGGGGAAAUUUUAAAGGAGGUGUGCGAGUUAAGUUUUUUUUACACAGGGUGGUAAGUGCGUGAAACGCGCUACCAGGCAUGGUGGUGGAAGCAGACAUGAUAGUAGCAUUUCAGAGGCAGUUUGGCACAUGAUGAUGCAGAGAACGGAGGGAUGUGGAUCAUGUACAAGCAGAUAGGUUUAGUUUAAUAUGGCAUCAUUGUCAGCACAGGCAUUGUGGGCCAAAGGGCCUGUUGUAUUGUUCUAUGUUGUAAUGCUAAUGUGCAUGGCUGUUUGUGGAUGUGCAUCACCUGAAGCUCAUCAUUUGCUGGUGUUAUGUUUGUAGCAGCUUCAACUUCACCACAGGCAUUCUACAGCACUUCCUGAAAGCAUUAAGUGUGCAUUGAAAGUAGGUUUUCGGGAAUCUUGCAUCAUGAAUCCUGUAGUGUUAAACAGUCUUACAUGUCCUCACAUUUUGGAUAAAUUAAAAAUUAUGUUUGAAUUUAUCUGUUAACACUUUGUGCCCUGAGUCAGGAGACUGUGGGUUCAAGUCCCACUCUAGAGUCUUUAACAAGAAGAAUUUCUAGGUAGUCACUCUGUGCAAUCUUGAAAGGUUGUAACACCAUUAGAGAUCUAAGUCUUCCAGGUGAGAAUGGCUCAUUUUGUGCUCUUUAAAUCUCCUGCACAAAA
This is a messenger RNA of Pristis pectinata (smalltooth sawfish), 4269 nucleotides long. It is a transcript of the gene ferry3, whose product is annotated as chromosome 19 C12orf4 homolog. The transcript is spliced from 15 exons. Gene Ontology annotation, cellular component: cytoplasm. Bases 285 to 1961 code for a protein of 558 amino acids. Gene Ontology annotation, biological process: regulation of mast cell degranulation. The record is from RefSeq and is a predicted model, not a curated record. NCBI's taxonomy places the organism in Eukaryota, Metazoa, Chordata, Chondrichthyes, Rhinopristiformes, Pristidae.